Puntigrus tetrazona (Sumatra barb) is the source of this 3739-nucleotide messenger RNA. RefSeq names its product G-protein coupled receptor 22. The transcript is spliced from 2 exons. Gene Ontology annotation, biological process: G protein-coupled receptor signaling pathway. The coding region runs from base 383 to 1966 and encodes 527 amino acids. The record is from RefSeq and is a predicted model, not a curated record. Gene Ontology annotation, molecular function: G protein-coupled receptor activity; peptide binding. Gene Ontology annotation, cellular component: membrane. Lineage: Eukaryota; Metazoa; Chordata; Actinopteri; Cypriniformes; Cyprinidae.
UGCGCGUGUGUGUAUGCGCGUUAGCGCAGAGGGAGCGGGUUCAGUACGUCUAGUACACAGGAUAGCGGCACUCAUGGGUACUCACAGAAGCACAGCGGCGAUUUCUAUCACCGUUUAGCACCAUUGAAGGUGCGACAUUUAUUCCGGGCACGUACCUGACAGCGGACUGUCCUGAAGCCCAGCGGAAUCUCGCGCUCUAGUAGAGUGAGUGUGAGAGAGAGAGUAGCGCGCGCUGAACGGACCGCAGUGGAAUGUAGCGGGGAUUCCCGGCGCGCGGGGCAAGAUCUGUCAAUCAUUCAUCAACGCCCCAAGAAAACACCUGAGUAGGUGGAGCAUGGCCAGUAGGAGUGGCUGGCGUUACUAUGCCUGAAGGCACGUGGCGAUGGUGUCCAUGGAGACAGAUGGCAGCUUCACUGGGGGCCACGGUUUGUCCCUCUUACAGGCUGAAGAUAGCGUGGGGACCGGACUCGCUCAGCAGGAGGGGACGUGGCUUGGCUUCCGGGCUACAGUAAGUGCUGUGCUGCUGCUGGAGCUGCUCCUGGGAGUGGGUGGCAAUCUGACCGUGCUGGUGUUAUACUGUGGUCACUGCAGCCUGUUGGAGUCCGUCAGUCAUGCCGUCACGCUCAGCCUGCACACCCUUGACCUGCUGCUUUGUCUUCUCUGCCUGCCGAUCACUGCCACGCUCCUUAUUCUGGGUGGAGCCUCGGUUCCUCACCACGCCCUUCUCUGCUGUCUCCAUGAAUCGGCAGCCAGUUUCGCCAGCGUGGGCACCGCACUUAACCUGCUGCUCAUCAGCUUAGAUCGCUAUGACAUCAGCGUCCGGCCAGCAAAUCGCCUGCUGACGCCUCGAAGGGCCACCAUUUUGCUUGUUGGAGUAUGGGCGGUUUCUUUAGCCGUGCCCCUCCUACCAUUUGUGGAGGCUGGGUUUGUUUCGGGGCAAGGAGAGGGAGUGUUUAUGCACUCCAAUAGCACUGUGCUUUGUUCAGAGUGGGGAGGAACUCUACAGGCUCAUCUGUUACUACAAGUUCCCGUGUUCCUGUGCUCUCUUGCUGUGAUGCUGUUUACAUACUCGCGAAUUCUUCAGGCACUGCGCAUCCGCAUCGGACGCACACCGAGGCCCCAUCGAGACAGCAAACGGCCUGUGCAUCGCCUCUGGUUACGCCGUAAAAAGUCAACAAGGUCACCGGAUCACACAACGAGGAACACACCCACCUCUCCACCGCCGCUUUCGACAGGGCCGCUUAUCGCCUCAGAUACAGUUACAACAGUAACCAUCAACACUGAGACGAACACUCCCUCACUCACCACGCCUCUUAGCCCCACCCCUACUGUAUCUGUGAUAACCUCGCCUUUAAGCCCCACUCCCACUGCUUCAAUGGUAACCACGCCUUUGAGCCCCGCCCCGUCUGUAUCCAUCAUAACUAGCCCUCACAUCCCCACCCCUGCUACAUCAUCAGUGGCCACGCCUUUGAGCCCCAAGCCCACUGUAUCCACAGUAACCACUCAGCUAAGCCCCGCCCCUGUCCAGGGUCCUCCCAGCAUGGGCGUGGGAGCAUCAGUAUCGGCCAUUUUGGCUCUGCGUCGAGCAGUUCGGCGCCAUCGAGAUCGGCGGGAACGUCAAAGGCGUGUCUUUCGCAUGUCCGUCAUCAUAAUCCUCUCGUUUCUGCUAUGCUGGGCGCCUCUCUCCAUCAUGCCCCUUCUCAUGCUGGCCAUCGGGCCCUCUGAUUGGCUGGAACGCCUGAGACUCUGCUUCCUGGUGCUUGCUUAUUGGACAGUAGUGCUGCAUCCGCUGCUGUAUGCAUUUACACGGCAAAAACUGCGCAAAGUUCUACAUACCCGUCUGCGCAGGCUGAAGCCGCAAAACACGCAAACUCGCAUUCGCACUAAUACUAGGAUCCGCCGCAAGCACAGGGCAGAUUGCAGCGAUGCUACUGACCGCUGCCUGACAGAGGCUGUUAGAGAGUGAGUGUUUGUGUGUCUGUGACAUAUAACUAGGCUCACACGGAAUCUGAGUGCACAUUCACUUUUGUUCGUAUGUCAUUUUCUUGUUUUUUUUCUGAAAUAUUUUGGAUAAUUUAUUCAUGCUUUCAGCUGCUAAUAUGCAUAUGUCCAUUUAACAUAUUUCACCAUGUUUAAACCCAAGGCCCUAACCAUAUUUUGAAAAUUGUAAGAGAAUUAAGGGAACAAAGAAAAAAAAGAAGAACUAGGAUUUACUGUAAAAUUGUCCCAUUGAAAUAUUUGCAAAUAAUAUUCUAUUUUAUUAUUAUUAGACACAUUCACUUAAGGACCAAAAAUACCACCUGAUUCUAUGGGAAGAUGAGUUACUUGAAAACUUAAUAUUUUCUGAAAAAAAGCAUGAAGGCACCCCUCUAAAAAACUAUGAAUGAGUAAGGAAUGUACAAAUAUCUAUUUGCGAAAAUGAGAAAUAGAUAAGAAUUUCCAUAAAACAAAAUGUCAAAUAAAAAUAAAAUAUAAUUUAGCUAAAUUGUCUGCCUAAUAUGCUGAAAACAGCUUAUGUUUCUUGUAUUCAGGUGAAUAUGAUUUAUGAAUCAGGUAAAUAAAUUAACAUUUUUGUAUUAACAGUUUAGCUUGUUAGCUACUUAUGUCUUUAUACUCUUUUACCUCUAAACUAAAGCAUUGUGCUAGAAUUCUGUUAAAAAUAAAGUCUUUCAUGAUUUGAUUGGCCAUCACAAUUAUUUUGACACUGACGUGCACUGUUAGUCCCCUGAGGCAGACUAGUCUAAAAAUGUAACUUUUUGUCAUCCUACCAACAAACCGAGAAGUGUGUAAUAGAGCGCAUCAAAAGAGCAUCAAGAAUAUCAAAUGCUCCAUUUGGUAAUAUGGUCAUGUCUUAUUAUAUAGAGACUUGUGGUUACGGCCCUGUUUAAAUCCAUUUCUCAGAUUUCCCCCACAGAUUUGUGCAGAAAAAAGCAAAGAAAAAGAGAAAGUCAGCAGAUUCCGCCUGGGCCUAUUUAUGACUGUAGGUAAAAGGUGUGUGCAGGAAACCAUUAAUGUGUUAGAUGUGUUAGAUGAUAUGUGUGACUCGCUCACCUCUAUAAAGGAUAUUAAAAGACGUUGGUAGGUCUCUAUUGUCCACAAGUGUGUAGUAUCAUUGGCAACUAAUCAGCACAGGGUUUCUAAAGCACACUGAACUCUGAGGUCAGCAGGGCACUGUCUAAUUAACCAGUAGAGCACAAAUAUUCCCAUGGUGCUAAGGGGAAAAGAGCGAGAUUGAGAGAGAGAGCGUACCUACAGGUGUGAGUCUGCCAGAGGCCAUGUGCAAUAAAUUCCAAAUCCAGGUUAUGCAUCGCAUGAUUUCCAUAUAAAUUGAUACCAACUUAUUGGCAUUCAUUGUGUGGUGUAAAAAGUAACCGCCUAUCCACCAGUACACAUACAUGUUCACAUAUUUUACAUUGUCCUUCUCACUGAUAGUCUAGAGGGCAAUAGAUUUAUCAUUGUGUUUAUUAAUUUAUAUGAUCAGGGAUGUAAAUAGUCACUAAUAUUUCUGUGGUUUGAAACUGCAGCCAAUUUGAAUUCGGCUCUACCAAGGGCAUGCAUACUGGUUCGAUCAGUUGACAAAACAACUUUUACAAAGUCUAAAUUUAUUUAUUUUAUUUGUGUCCCGUAUGUAUAUAUUGUCAGUGCUGUAUAUUAAUUCAGUUUGAGAUGAGUAUUGUAUUACUUUACAAUAGAGGAGCAAUAAGUCUGAAUUACAGUAAUAAAAAGAUUCAGCCUCUUU